Tilletiaria anomala UBC 951 is the source of this 3320-nucleotide messenger RNA. RefSeq lists its product as uncharacterized. Bases 379 to 3135 code for a protein of 918 amino acids. Lineage: Eukaryota; Fungi; Basidiomycota; Exobasidiomycetes; Georgefischeriales; Tilletiariaceae. The record is from RefSeq and is a predicted model, not a curated record. The transcript has a single exon.
UGCUCUAUGAAAAUUGUGCCAAGUGAAAAUCACGGACACGUGGAUCGCUGAGUGGUCGAGCAAGCGAUUCGCUAGCGGGUUGUCUGCAGGGCGGAGCGGAGCAGAGCAGAGCAGCGCUCAGGUGAGUGUGAAUGAGCCCCACGACAUACAGGGAGAGAUCGGAGGCAGCAGUCGCCGAAGCGAGCAAAUGGUGGUCUGCAGACAGAAUCGUCUAUCUUGCAGCUGCACGUAGGAAAGGCGCAUGCUGUGGCAGCCCUUCGCGGACGCAAAGGGUCUGUCGCGUCUCGUAGCAUACAAAUUGACCACCACUCUUGACGCUUUGCUUGUCGGUUACCUCAGCUGCUGCACCCCUGCGGCAGCGCAGCGACACUGCUCGCCAUGCCGGCUACAAAGAAGCCUGCUAGUAGCAGCAGCAAUGCAGAUGGCCUCAGGAUCUUUGAAGGUCUGCUCACUAGGCGGGGCUUGAGCAACAAGGCAGCGAAAUCAACCACUGCUGCUCUGGCACAGACGCUAAAUGGGGCCAAGGGUGCAGGGACAAUAUCAGGCUUGGCGGGAGGCAGCAGCGGCAGUCAUGCCAACGGUGAUGGCCAUACUGGAGUUGCAGGCAAGCUGAUACCAGCAGCCACCAACAAGAGCGGGGGCCGCAAGCGCUUCAGCUUCGCCAACUUCACCACGAAAAUCCGCUUGCGCAUAUUGCAGCAUCUCCCGACCGAGCGCGAUGUCCUGACCUUCCUACAAGUGGAAGGAGCGUGCAGAGACGUUCUCUACGUAUAUCCCGAGUCCGUCUUUGCUCGCUACCGCCACAUCGACGAUUUCCCCUGGAUCAGCUCUUUUCCGCGCCAGCGCAGCCAGCUCAUUCGCCAAUCCUGGCACUCAUCCUCUAGCAGAUGGGCAGUCGUCCUGCUUGAAGAUGCUGCAGCUGCGGCUACAACCCCUCGCAAUUCAAUCACCUCAAGUGCUUCUUCAGCUCACAAACCCCGCCACAGCCGCUAUGAUGCACUUCUGCUCGACUUUCACACCGAGGCGCUCGUCUCUUCUCGCAUCAUCCACCCAAUCCCGCGGCACUUGGCCAGCUCUUCCGACGACAAGCUGCCAGACUGGUCCGAGAUCAUUCUCGCUUCCUUCACGCGCAACGAAAAGUACGCAGUCACUUCUUCGCGCAAUCUCACCUGCGUCUGCGAAUGUGCCAAGAAGGCUAUCAUUGCGAUCAAAGAGCACCCACCGCGUCGGACGUUUGGUCGUAUCGAGCGCAGUGUUCUUACGGAAGAUGCCCGCUUCCUGAUUUUGGUCGGCACUCGUCAGGUUCAAGUAUGUUUGGCUUCGAAACCGACAGAAUGUGUGCUGUCCAUCAAGCGGCCAGAGGCGAAAGGUGGUGUGAUGCGUCGAUGCACGUACAACCCAACGACCGAGCUGCUGGUUAUCGUGCACAUGGGCUACAGCGUGGAGUGGUGGGACCUCAGCCGGCGCCGCAAGCAGCCCUACCUCAGCUAUCGCUUCACAGGGCCUUCGAUUGACCCAGAAUACAUGAAUGAACCUCCGGAGGACCCGAGCGGACGCAAGCUGUUGAUGACUAAGUUGGACGGAACGGGGAAUGCCGUGCUACAGGACUUACGGCACGUCGAGGUGGAAGGACGUCGGAUGCUGCAGAAGCCGCAUCCGCUCAUCCACUCGGACAUUGGUGGCUACAAGCGCUGGAGUUUCACGGCCGACGGCAGGUGGCUGCUGCUAAUCACAUCGUGCUGUGAGCAUCUCGUGAGGAUGUGGGAUUUGACUGCCGAUUUUGCCGAGGCGAAAGAAGUGCCUCCAUCCGAGGUCAAUCCGGAGAAGCUGUUCAAAGUCCCCAGCGGCGGUUUGCAGUUCAGAGGCACAGUCGGCACGUUCCUCAUCUGCGCCAAUUUUGCCGCUAACAGUCGCGACAUGGCUGACGCCAUUCUCAUCUUCAACACCAAGACCAAGGAGAUGAAAGUCGUCUCCACUGCAGGCAGCCACCUGCACAAGACUUGUCCAGGCGUGUCGACCGUCUCGCCUGAGGGCAACUGCCUCGUGACGACAUGCGAGAAGCGCGACGAGGUUCGCACAUGGCUCGUGCCGGACAAGGUGGACAUGAUCCCGCCGCAGAUUCAGCUGCAGAAUCAUCGCACGCAGCCGAUGCCCAAAGAAGCCCUCGAUGAGAACGGCCGCGACUUGGUCAAAGAGGCGAAGCGCAUGCAAGCAUCUACGAUCCGUCCCGAGAUCUCCAGCGGCGAGUACUUUGUCGUCACCAAUCGCAACAACAUACUCGUUCCCGCGACGCGUUCGACCUUCUUCACCAAGAGCUUUAAGGAGAAUGUCCGCGACCUGCGCGCUCGGAACCGCGAUGCUGUCUUCAAAGUUACGCAGCGUACAAUGGACCGGCUAUGGGAAAUGUACCGCGUCGCGCUGGUCAAGAAAAAUUACAGCAAGGUCGAUCUGCUCCUCACAGCCGGUGGAGAGACUGCAGCCUGCUUGGCGCAUCUCCCUCGCGCGCUUUUCCGGACCAUGUGGCAGGUGGCGUCGAUUGAGACGCUCCUCCGCAACCCUGACUAUUUUCACCGAUGUUACUCCAUGUCAGCAGCGCCUGCGCCGGGCAUGGCCGUGUCCAGAGUCAGCGGCAAGAAGCCCAGUACCUUCUGCGGCACCGUCUCAACUUCUUCGUCAGCGGCCGCGUCUGCAGCCGCAAUGGUCGCCCACCCGUCUGGCUGUGGUAACUUGAAUGAAGGAGUCUGUUCCACUUCGUCGGCCAAGGCACCUGCACAUCACUGCCAUGACACUUUCACCAUGCUCGACAAGGCUCCCGCUGCGGCCGAGGCACUCUGGCUGCACCGCCCUUCCCUGCAUCUUCUGGGCCGCUCCGAGGUGGUUGAGCUGAUGCUGGAUGACUUUGCGGGUAGUGAGAAGCGUGACGUCUUCUUCUCGCAGGACGGCUACUGGGUGCUGGGAGGACCAAGGAUCUACAAUCUGAAAGAGGUUGAGGGUUACUUGCAGGAGAAGGCAUCGUUCGAAACGGACACCAUCAAUGCUGUCGGUUGCUUGAACGAGCUGAUGGACAGACUCUCCUGCUCGUGCAAGAGUUGCACGAAAAUCGCCAACAGCUUGGCAGCGCUUGUCGCUCCUUGAUCGUAGAUGGACUCCACCAAGGCCAUGGAGAUCUCGCUUCCGACCCAAGUCAGGCCAAAUGUGGCUCCUUCCGGCGCCUGCGGAUGCGCCUGCUCACUCUUCUGCCUUUGCUUGUCUGCAUACUGUAUACUACUUAAUGUCGCAAGGACCUUUGGCCAGCUGCUUUUUUGCUCUGGCACACCUCG